CUUUCUUUUCGUUCUUUUUUAUUUGCUUCUUUGCUUUUUGCGUUUCCUUUCCUAUUUUCUAACCUCUUUACUCUGUAUAUGAUAUGGGCAGCUUAGCUGCAGCAGUAAAGGCUCGAUGGGCACUAAAACAAAAAGACACCCUUAGCAGCCUACCUGCUCGACGAGACGAGAACUAUGAAGAAAUCAUUAUGACCAGCAGAGACACCAAUAAUACAGGUCAGCAACAAUCCGGUCUGCCAAACGAUGCAGCCAGCAGUCGCACAGGCAGCACAAGCAGCAGCAGUAGUAUAUUACGCCAGGCGAACGACGAUUAUACUACUACUGCUGUUGCUGCUGCUGCUGCUGCUACUACUCCUGGGGGAACAGCACCAGGAGGAGGAGGAGGAGGGAGAGGACCGACCAAGAACACCACCAAUAACAGCAGCAGCAGCAGUAAUAAUAAUAAUAAAACAAGCGGCGUCAAGUUACGUCGUAUUUACGGUGCCGCCCGACGAGUAUUUGUGAAUCUGCCAUUACCAAAAUACGAAUUAGACAAGCACAGCAAUCCCAAACGACAGUAUGUAACGAACAAGGUGCGCACGUCAAAAUAUACGCUCUGGACAUUUGUGCCGAAAAACUUGUUUGAACAAUUCCGAAGAGCAGCCAACAUGUACUUUCUCGGCAUGGCGAUUCUUCAACUGAUACCUUAUUUCGGAGUCGACUCGCCUGCAUUGACGUUACUCCCUAUCUGCGUCGUUGUCGCUAUUACUGCGAUCAAGGAUGGAUUUGAAGAUUAUCAGCGUCACAAGGUUGACGCACGUUAUAACGGCAGUAUAUCGCAUACGCUUAUUGGAUACAGUAAUCCGAAUUAUCCACAUAACAUUCCAUUAUCGUUUUGGCAAAGGCUGCGAGGUAAAAAGCGGCAGCAACAGAUAACAGCAGCAGCAGCAUCACCAUUAUCACCGUCAUCACCAACGAGCCCAACACAGCAGCUCACAAUACCAGCAGUAAUAGAUGACAAGCGAGGCGUAUUUGGGCGAUCGCUAUCGAUGGAUGUACGAGUAGGCGAUUUUAUUCUUUUACGGAACGGUGAAAGCUGUCCUGCAGACGCAGUGCUCGUGUCCAGUUCAGAUGCAUCGGGGAUCUGUUUUGUAGAAACUAAAGACUUGGACGGCGAAACUAACCUCAAACCUCGUCACGGUAUCCCUGAGUUAAACCAUAUCCAGUCAGGCGCCGAAUGCUUGGACGAUGUUCACUUUUACAUUGAAGCAGGUGCUCCCACACCUGACCUAUACACGUUUGAGGGCACUCUGGUGCUGCUCGACAAGGACGGCACUAGCGACGGCUGGACAGAACGCAAAAAAGUACCUAUUGGGAUCGACAAUUUGGUGCUCCGGGGUCACGUUGUCAGAAACACGCAUUGGGCGAUUGCGAUUGUGUUGUACACAGGCACAGAAUCGAAAAUCAUUCAAAACUCGGGCGAAACGCCGAGCAAACGAAGUCGGAUAGAAAAGCAGAUGAACGAAGAGGUCAUUAUAGCAUUUGUCGUCUUAUUCAUAUUGUGCCUCGUCUGUGCAAUUUUAGCCGGAUUUAUGAAGGCCGCCGAUGACAGUGAUGCGGGAACGAGUUUGUAUUCGCAUGAAACAAACACCCCGGCUUUCUGGGGCUUCACGAUAUUCUGGUCGAGUUUGAUCACGUUUCAGAACAUUAUACCCAUUUCAUUAUAUGUUUCUAUUGAAUUCGUGAAAACCUUCCAGGCCUAUUUUAUAUGGAGCGACCUGGACAUGUACGACGAAGCCACAGACACAGCAUGUACACCCAAAUCCUGGAAUCUGUCUGAUGAGCUCGGCCAAGUGGAAUAUCUCUUUUCAGACAAGACCGGUACCUUGACUAGAAACAUUAUGGAAUUCCGAGAAUGCACCAUUGGGGGCAAGCGAUAUGGAAAUAAUGGAUUUUCUCCCGAAUCGGAAGGCGCAAAAGGAGCUCGAAUUCGCAAUGAAAAAGGCAACAGCAACAACAACAAUGAGCUAGUCGCUACAGAAGAUCAGCAUACCGGUUUAUUAGCCACAGAUGACGCGGUGUUAGUUGAAGAAAAGGACGUGCUUUCCGACGAAGCAGUAGCAGCGGAUCAACAACACGCUUUCAAACAGCGCCGCCUGACCAUCUUUGAAGAUUACAAACGAGGAUUGUAUUCGCUAUUCACACCACGCUACAGCAGUCUCGACCCGGAUCGCCUGCCAUUCGCUGACCCGCGCAUCUUCUGGGAUCUUCAGCCCAAGGCCAGCCCAACGCAAACGAGCACGACGUCUGAAUUGACGGCAGCCGCGUCUUCUGCGCAGGACCGGAUCCAGGAAUUUUUCAUGCUGUUAGCUCUGUGUCACACUGUCGUUGUAGACAAAAUUGACAAGGAAGGCAAGGUCAUCAUGGACAACGAUGGCGAGCUGGAUGACGAAGAGAACGAGCAGCCACAAGUGACGGAAGAGAACAACCCAGUGUACCCGUCGAACGAACGAAGCGGCAGAAGCAGCAAAGGGCUCAGGAAAAAGCUGAAAAAGAACUUACGACGACGCAAGAAGGACAAGCUCAGACGCAAGAGCAGCACACGCGGCGAAGAAUUUGAAUCACUCAUCAAUGUCGAGCGGCCCGAUAUUGUGGACAGCACGGUCGAGACCCAAUUAAUAUACAAGGCAGAAUCGCCAGAUGAAGCCGCUCUGGUCAGUGCCGCACGAGAUUUGGGCUUUUCAUUUUUGUCACGGCAGGGCAAACGCCUUACUGUCGAUAUCCUGGGCACCGAAUACGAGUUCGAGCUGCUCAAUACCUUGGACUUCAACUCGACCCGAAAACGGAUGAGCGUCAUUUUGAAACGACCGGAACCUUGGAACGACAUUGUGCUGUAUUGCAAAGGUGCCGACAAUGUGAUUCUAGAGCGCCUUGAUGCAAAGACACAGUCAAAGGAUAUACUACAACAAACUCAGAGCGACGUGGAUGCGUUCUCGAACGACGGAUUGCGGACACUUAUGCUUGCCUGUAAGACGCUAACACCCGAAGAAUACGAACAAUGGAACUCUGAGAUCGAAGCGGCAAGCACGGCAGUGGAAAAUCGGCUUGAGAAGAUUGAUGCAGUACAAGAUGCCAUUGAGCAAAACUUGACUUUGCUUGGUGCGACAGGUAUUGAAGACAAGCUGCAAGAAGGUGUGCCUCAGUGCAUCGAGGAUCUCAGACGCGCAGGCAUCAAGGUCUGGGUGCUGACGGGGGACAAGCUCGAAACGGCUAUCAAUAUUGGAUACGCAAGCAAUUUACUUGACGGAAACAUGAAUCUGUGGACGCUGCGUGGCAACAAUAAUGUCGUAGAAGACAUGGACGACACGAUGGCCCAGAUAUCGGCAGCUAUAGCUAAAGACGAUAUGACCGAAAACGCGCUCAUUAUUGAGGGAUCUGCAUUGACGAAGCUAUACGAAACGGAAGAGCUCAAAGGUCGAUUGCUCGAACUGUCACUUCUGUGCAAGAGCGUACUCUGUUGUCGCGUCAGCCCCUUGCAAAAGGCCCUGGUUGUGGAAAUGGUGAAGCAAGGCAAAGACGCAGUGACGCUGGCAGUUGGUGACGGCGCCAAUGAUGUGAGCAUGAUCCAAGCAGCCAAUAUUGGCGUCGGUAUUGCUGGUCAGGAAGGUGUUCAAGCAUCCAUGGCCUCAGAUUACGCGAUUGCCCAGUUCCGGUUUCUGCACAAACUUUUGUUGGUGCAAGGUCACUGGAACUACCAUCGUAUCUCGGAAAUGAUUCUCAACUUCUUUUACAAGAAUGUUCUCUGGGUGUUCCCGUCUCUAUGGUACCAGAUUUAUAGCCGAUUCUCUGGCAACAUCUUUUACGAUUAUUCCUUCCUACAACUGUACAACGUCAUUUUCACUGUUGCACCUGUGGUUGUCUUGGGUUGCACUGAUGAAACCAUCACUGCUCCCUAUCUACGUAAAUACCCUCAAGUCUAUGAAGUUGGCACCGACCAUCGACUCUAUACACGAAUCCGAUAUUGGCUUUACUUUGGCGAUGCAGUGUGGCACUCGCUUGUACUCUUUUACGCAUACUUUUUUGCAUACGAUGGCUUUGAUCCAAAUCCGAACGGCCGACCAAGCUCUAUGCUCCAAUUCUCAUCAGCAGUUGCUCUUGCCGCUGUGAUAGUAGCCAACCUUAUGCUCGGAUUCAACACCUAUUACUGGACAUGGUUCCAAUUCUUCUUUGUGAUUGCCGAAAUCCUCGUGACAUUUUUGUUUACCUUGAUCUAUGGUCUUUUCCAGGACGUCAAUAUCUAUGGCAUGGGCACGAUGCUUUACGGUGGCUGGUCAUUCUGGUUGAUCCUUUUGCUCGCGGUGAUCGUCUCCUUUUUGCCGCGCUACGUCGUUGUUUUUGUCAAACAAUGGUGGUAUGCAGAUGUCAUGCAUACGGUGCGGCAUGUAGAAAAACACGACAAGCAGCAGCGCAAAAAGAAUCGAAAAAAGGAUGCAUCCUUGUUGUUGAAGGAUGCCGAUGGCCGAGGACGACGACAACGUGGAGGAGGAGGUCCUUUCAAUAAGUUGUUCCAGGCCUUUUGUUAAACAAUAAUAAUAUAAUAAUAAUUUACCAAUUUGUGAUAUAUACCACAUUUUUCUCUUCUACUCCUUUUCCUCCCACAGCUUAUUUUUUUUUUGCUUUGCUUAUUUGUAUAUUAUGAUACUGUUCUUUUCAAUUCAAACGUUGUACAAAGUUUGACAUUGGACUGAUCAAUUUC
Messenger RNA from Zychaea mexicana, 4735 nucleotides. RefSeq lists its product as uncharacterized. Bases 84 to 4562 code for a protein of 1492 amino acids. Gene Ontology annotation, molecular function: ATP binding; ATPase-coupled intramembrane lipid carrier activity; ATP hydrolysis activity. Gene Ontology annotation, cellular component: plasma membrane. The transcript has 6 exons. Gene Ontology annotation, biological process: phospholipid translocation. NCBI's taxonomy places the organism in Eukaryota, Fungi, Mucoromycota, Mucoromycetes, Mucorales, Lichtheimiaceae. The record is from RefSeq and is a predicted model, not a curated record.